This is a messenger RNA of Xyrichtys novacula (pearly razorfish), 4360 nucleotides long. NCBI's taxonomy places the organism in Eukaryota, Metazoa, Chordata, Actinopteri, Labriformes, Labridae. The record is from the annotation of a GenBank genome assembly.
UCUUCUUGCAGCCAUGACCGAGCCAGUGUAGCACAUGGCUAUCGGAGCACAGCCACAGCCCCUUACAGAGAGAUGGGUGUAAAGUGGACGUGGCUUAGGUGCAGCUCAUUUCAUUAAAGAGACAUGGGCCAAAACGGUGGAUUUUGAGCAGAGCUGUUUUUAGCUGAUAAAAAGAGCACUAAAAUAAUUGAUCCAAAUUGAAUUUUGACCGAAGGAUUUCACAGACAUGCUUUUAACACACCAGAGGACUAUUAUAAGUUGUGUGAAAUUGGCAUGCCAUGGGACCUUUAAAAUCUACAUGUGCACCUCAGUACACAACAGGAUUUCAUUGAUCGAAUGUCUGACACUUUAACAAAAUUCAUGAACUGAUUAUGAAAAUUGAAAUCUCACCUGAAAUCUUUUUUAUAAAUAGUAUAUCAAAACACAACAUAUUUACAUGAAAACAUCCAAGAAAAGUAGGUCCAGGGUCAACUUAGAACUUACUGACUUUUUACUAGACACCUAUUUGACAAAAGUCGAUUCAUUUAUGAUACCUGAGAAAGCACUAGGAUUUUUUGGAGACACAGAGGAAAAUUUGGCACUUCACACAUCUCACAUAUAUUUUACUGUGGAACCCAGGUAUUCUGCACCUGAAAGGACUUAGACUGUUGACCAUUUCAGGCCUUUUAGUGAAAACCUGAUCUUGUAGAAACUUCUCUUAAGUGUCCCUCUCAGUUUAUGCAUUGUUGCAUACUAGCUUAACUAGUUUAAAAAUUCAUGUGUAUUGCCAAGAUGUCAAUUUGCUCUGACACGGCAAGGUCACCCAACAGUACCAUUAUGUCACUGUGACCUCCAAACCCUCUGCCACCAGCUCAGAGCUCAGUCCAUUCACCUCAGAGGGACAUAAAGAGACAUGAACUCUCCCUACAUCAGCUACAACUCCUCUGAAAGUAAAUAUCAGCUAAGAUUUCCAUGGACAAUAUCACCACAAUCUACACACCAUGGACCAGUAUACCAGUUUUCCAGAUUACAUAUCAUCCCUACUGGUGUUAUGUAUCAUCAGUGAGUGAGUCACUCACCUGUACCUUGUCCAGCAGCAUACCAGCAGUAACCAUGCCCAGUCCGGCCAGCAGGUAUGAAGGCAGCACCUGGAGGCAGAUCACCGUGGGCGACUCUCUGGCAGAAAUGUGGAUCUUCUCCUCCUCGAUCUCCACAGAACAAUUGUUACUGCUGAAAUUCAUGUCAGUCCAGAGCUGCCAGCUUUCGCACACUACUGCCAACUCUCUGAAAAACUGUUUAACUUUCAGUCUGUGAACUUGCCCUGCAUGCACGUGUCCUUCUUGGUUAUCUACAGGCUUAAAUUGUAGGGGAAAAACUUGAUUCACCUUUUUAUACUUAUGAUUUCAGGGUCCCAUGUUGUUGUUGAUAUUAUUAUUAUUAUUCACACAUAUUCACACGUAAUUUUACCUGUAAGGCUUUUUCAAGGUUUUUUUAACAUGUGAAGUUAACCUGAUCUUACAAGCGUCAUGUAAAAGAUAUCAAUACAAAACCUAUUGUGUUGUAGAACCUACACAGUAGAUUUUGUCAUUUUAUUCUUGUACCAUUUAGAUGCUAAAUUCCCCCAAAACAGCUCAGGUUGCAUACACUGUGAUCAGGUAGUGAGGUGGCUUCAGUGCAUUUGUUGCAUCCUUAAUCAGAGGGCUGACAGUGGGUUUACCCACAGGGGUUAGUAGGUGCAUUUCAUGCCAGUGACCAUAAAGAGACAAGAAAGGCAUCCUCCAUGGACAGACCACUACGGCGUUACUGCUAUAAAUAUUCACUCUACACCUCCCAACCCCAGUGAAGGUUUCAUGUUAUAUGCCAAAUGCUGAGCUCGAAGAGUGGGAGCCAAAAACAACAGCUUGUUUUCUGGAUUAUAUUUUACAAUGUGUUGCAACCGCUUGUGAUUUUUCAGUAGUGUUUUCAUAAAAAGUAUUUUUAUCGGAUCUUGAACUAUUUGCAUCACGGUCCUUCUUAUGACUCAAGAUGUGUUGGGUUUCUAUCUGAGGGGUACCCACAUUUUCUGGCAGUCAAACUUUCAUCCGUCAUCUGCUCACAGUUGGGUUUACAGCUACUUUGCUUACAGACAGUAAACAGGCUCAAUGCGAGAGAGAAGCACGAGAAGUCUCUGCUGUAAAGGUUUGUCUCCUGAAAUCUAGAGCAUGCAGCAGUUUUUGAGUUGUUUCAGAUUUAAAUGUCUUGUUGAAUGGUGGGUUUGUUUAAAAAUUCUGCAUUGCAAGUUUACAUGACAAACUGAAUGGGAUUUGCAUUGGUUAACUUGUUUCUAUAGGUGUGUUUAAUGUGAGGAACAUGGCUGAGGCAUGUCAACAGAGAGGUUCUUCUGAGAUGAGGGGAAACCAUCCUCAGUUCACCAAUGCCUCUGCCACACCUAAAAUCACCACAAUUCGUCUUCGAGACAUUUAUGAUCCAAAACCUCAACCUCCCAAAGCUCCAGUUCGGAUUCGCCCGCCAGGCCCAAGACCUCCCUCAGCAAAGGAGCUUAAUUUAAAACCCAGCAGGCCCAGUGAUCCUCCGACCAAGACGAUCAUGAGGAGAAGAGCUCAGUCUCUUCCUCCACCGACAGAGAGGAAGAAGGAGCUCAGGAGCCUGCAAGUGCGGUUUGUGGACUCAUUAGGAAUUGAGUUAGAAGAAGUCAAGGUCUUUAAAGCUCAAGAGCGCCCACUGAUACCCCAACAUGUCAUGUUCAGACUACUGAUGAAUUCAGAGCUAGCUUUUGGGAAGUCCUUGGAGCUAUCUCUGCCUUACUUCAAACCUUGUUUCCCAGAGAACAUGAGGAGUCAUCCUGAUUUUGUGAAUAAACUCUGCACUCAGUGUGUGUGUCUGGAGCAGGUCCUGUGCUCCGAGCAGGGGAUAACAGGAACUAUACAAGUGCUGAAUUUGGCCUACGAGAAAAAGGUCACAGUUCACUAUUCCUUCACCAACUGGAGGACACACACAGAAACAACAGCAUCGUGGCUAUCGAGCAGCUACAGCGGAGAUGACUGCCAUACUCCUCAGACAGAUGUCUUCAGAUUUCGUCUGCCUGUGCCACCCUUCAUUUUGCAGCCGGGAGCCAUUUUGGAAUUUGCCAUCCGCUACAAUGUGAGAGGAUCUGACUACUGGGACAACAACAACGGCCAAAAUUACAAAAUGUCUUGUCACAGCUACAAGGUGACUGUGCCAAGGGAGUGUGAGGACAGCAUGCUGCACUUUACCUAAAGGUCCACAAGGGGGAGCUGAGACACCGCUCCAUCAUAGACCACUGACCUGAGGUCAAUGCCUCACAGCCUCACCUGCUUCACAUCUCCCUUUACAUCGAAAUUAAAUAAUUACUCAAGCACUUAAGAUUGUCAAACGGUUUGCUUUUCCUACAAAAAAAGGACAAAAUUUGAUAAAUGUGACACACUUGUACCCUCUGCCAAGAAAGACAUUGCACAACCUCACUUUGCUUCUGUUUUCAGAGAAGGACUAAAGAGCGUAGCGUUAAAUCCUCUUUUUCACUGGAAUCAGCUCACUCAUACUCCCCAUGACGCUGACCUUUCACCAAAAAGUUUCCGCUGAUAAGAGAGGCCAGAUUCCAGAGGACUAUUUGGCAGGCGGCAGUGUUUGGCUCACAGGAGGGCAUUCCUCUUUCUGCACUGCAGCAGCACAGCUUGCUUUUAACAUGAUAGUUGCUGCCUGAGCAGCCAAAACUUAACUCAUGAACCUAAAAAGUCAUCCACUGAGGGCACAGUCUGAUCAACUGUGAGGGUAAGUACUACAACCAUGGAUUAAUCAAAAUAAACCCCUCAGUAAAUUCAUUGGUCUUCUCUCAAAUUGUUUUUGUCAUUUUUCUUGGAACUAAAAAUGAAAUUUUUUAUUUUAUUUUAAUUAAAAAAAAGGUUUGAUUGAUCAAGCAACUAAAGUGAGAAUAAAGAGUAUGACUGUGACUGACAUGGAGGAAGAAAACAGCACGUGGAGUUUGAGCGAUUGUGCUGUUUACCAAAUUCCAUGGAUUUGAUACUGAUCAGUGUUUUAAGUGACUUUUUGCAGAGAAGGACUAAAGAGCAUAUCUCUUCUUAAAUGCUGAUGAUUUGAUAUUAUUUGUAGUAACUGGAUAUAGGAGGUCUCAGACACUAGAUGGCACUAUUACAAAAUUUAAGCAGAAAGGAACCAGCGUUGUGGUUUUCCCUUUUGUAAACGCACAGAAUAGUGCUAUGCUCACAAUUCUGGAAACUUGAAGCCCAACUGCUAAACUCUUAAAGGGAUAUUCAAGCGUAAAUUGAAGUUAUGGUUAAACAUACCGUAACACCAAGUUAGACACCUCUUGAGAGAUUAAUGUUGUCAACUGCUUGCUUCUCUA